GACAAUUAGGUUCUACCAUUCUUGUUAGUACUAAUAUCUUUUUAGAAUUAAUUUUAAACCAACUGUGUGUCACUUGUUAUGAUAUAAAUCCUUCAAAUCGUAAAACUAAGAUUAGAACUGAUAGAUUAGGAAUUUGUAUUACUAGUAUUUGUAUGGUGUGUUCUGAUGAAUCUAAAUAUUCUAAUGAAAGACCAAGAGACAAUUUUUCUAAAUGUUUAGCAGGUGCUGGUUUGGUUGGAAGUGUUAAUAGAGAAGAAUUAUGA
Funneliformis caledonium is the source of this 263-nucleotide messenger RNA. The record is from the annotation of a GenBank genome assembly. Lineage: Eukaryota; Fungi; Glomeromycota; Glomeromycetes; Glomerales; Glomeraceae.